CUUCUUAACCCAUUUCCUUAUUAUUUAGGGAAAAUGUCUUCUCCACUUGUUGCACCCUAUUCUGCAAGCAAAUUUGCUCUGGACGGAUUUUUCUCCUCUGUCAGGAUGGAACAUUCAGUGACCAAGGUCAAUGUGUCGAUCACUCUCUGUAUCCUCGGCCUCAUAAACACAGACACAGCCAUGAAGGCCGUUUCUGGGAUACUCAGCACAGUAGGAGCAUCUUCAAAGGAAGAAUGUGCCCUGGAGAUCAUCAAAGGGGGAGCUCUGCGCCAAGAGGAAGUGUACUAUGACAACUCAGUCUGGACAGCUUUCCUACUGGGAAAUCCAGGGAGGAAGAUCCUGGAAUUCUUGUCAUUAAGAAGUUAUAAACUGGACAAAUUUAUAAACAACUAAGCACUUCCUUAGGAUGCGGCAUGGGAAGGGACUGUUCAUCCUGAUAUUACCUGAGCUCCAUCCAUGAAGGUAUCUCCCCGGAGAGACAAAUGAGUGUCCCCAGAGAGUUGGAAGUCACACAUCACAUCUCACAAUUUGAAGGAGUUCCUCUAACACUUGCACAGUGGAAAUGUAAUUAUAAUGAAUGUCAUGAACCACUGCAACCUGUGGUCAUGAAAAUGAUAGUAACCAGAGGUACGAUUAAAAAAUAGUUCUAUCAAAUUUACCUCAUAUAUAAUAUUAUGAUUAAUACAAUAUUAAUUAUAAUAAAGGUCAUAUCAACUUUAUAAAUUCAUAA
Molecule: messenger RNA, 730 nt
Organism: Canis lupus familiaris (dog)
Lineage: Eukaryota; Metazoa; Chordata; Mammalia; Carnivora; Canidae
Product: corticosteroid 11-beta-dehydrogenase isozyme 1-like
Exons: 2
Coding region: 34-393 (119 amino acids)
Biological process (GO): steroid catabolic process
Cellular component (GO): endoplasmic reticulum membrane; intracellular membrane-bounded organelle
Molecular function (GO): steroid binding; 11-beta-hydroxysteroid dehydrogenase (NADP+) activity
Source: RefSeq, a predicted model, not a curated record